Molecule: messenger RNA, 837 nt
Organism: Penaeus monodon (black tiger shrimp)
Lineage: Eukaryota; Metazoa; Arthropoda; Malacostraca; Decapoda; Penaeidae
Product: protein tipE-like
Exons: 3
Coding region: 1-837 (278 amino acids)
Biological process (GO): regulation of sodium ion transport
Molecular function (GO): sodium channel regulator activity
Source: RefSeq, a predicted model, not a curated record
AUGGAAGGGGAGGAAAAACCAGAAGAAUCCUUCGCCGUAAAGCUGAAGUAUUACACUACCCUGACCUUGGGAACAACGGCAUGUCUCUCAUCCUUCAUCUUCAUGUUCUUGAUUCCGUGGAUACUGGAUCCAUCUAUAUCCACUCUCAUGGCUAACUUCGACCCAGAGCAGGUGUUGUGCAGGACAGUCAGAACAGAUCAUUUGGUGAGCAUGAAGAACUGUUCCUGGUCAUCGUGUAAGCACGGGUGCACCACGGACCAGUAUGAAUGUGACCAGAUCUAUGUGGACUACAUGCAUGUUCCCUAUAGCGAGUACGACGAAGAGAGCUUCGAGAUAGACGAAGAACUCUGGGUUGGACGUGGUGUUCCCCUUUUCAUCAACAUCAAGGCUUGUGGAUACCCGCCUCAAACUAACUGCUCAACCUUUGCCGACAAGCACGGUCCCGAGGGCUCUGUCUUCGCCUGCCAUUACUCCCGCGCUGACCCCAAUUUGGUCAUCACCGAAUACUCGUGGUGGAAGGAGGUCAACAGCAUCAUCUUGGCCCUCCUGAUUCCAAACGUCUUGUGUGGGUUCUCCCUCGGUCUGGUGACCUACUGGUGGUAUCCUGGGUGCCAGAAGAGGCGCUGUCAGUACCAGCUCCCGCCUGACCAAGAGGACGCGUCUUCUAACAAUGCUGACGACGAAGACGAUGAAGAGGGAGAACAGGAUGACGAAGGAGAUGGAGCAAAGAAGGGAGAUGAAAGUGACAUGAAGAACAGACCUCAAGAAGAAGAAAAGGACCGUGAUACAUCCAUCAGCAUGCCUGAAGAUGACUUGGAGAGUGUGACUACUGGAUAA